Messenger RNA from Cloeon dipterum, 1769 nucleotides. It is a transcript of the gene Arglu1, whose product is annotated as Arginine and glutamate rich 1. The transcript has 2 exons. The record is from RefSeq and is a predicted model, not a curated record. Bases 176 to 931 code for a protein of 251 amino acids. Gene Ontology annotation, molecular function: cadherin binding. NCBI's taxonomy places the organism in Eukaryota, Metazoa, Arthropoda, Insecta, Ephemeroptera, Baetidae. Gene Ontology annotation, cellular component: nucleoplasm; mitochondrion.
CCCCACCUUCCCUGAUCCCGCUGAGACUACUGGCUGCUCUCCUUGACUAAAAUCAGCCCGCUGAUGUUUUCUUUUGAUCAUACAUGAAACAGGAUGGACCAUUAAACGGCUACACUCACCUGAUUCCGCACAUUUCGACCGAAAUAUUCGCCGGACGAACGGAACGAACGCCAAAAUGGGUCGUUCGCGGAGCAAAAGUCGUUCGCCGCGGAGGCACCACAAAACGAAACACUCGCGAAAGCGGUCUAAAAGCCGAGAACGACACAAACACAAGCGCAGGCAAGUUCCCGCACCUUCUAAAUUAGUCCUUUUGAGACCAACGCCUUUGUUAUUAACUGGCAGGAAGAGGAGGUCCGCGUCCACCUCAUCGUCCGGUAGUUCAUCCUCGGUCACAGGCGGAGUUGAAUAUCGGCGCAAGAUGAACGAAGUGGAACGACUAGCAGAAAUGGAGCGUCAACGGAGACAAAGGGAAAUUGAAGCUCGAAUGGUAGAGGAAGAGAGUGCGGCCCGCAUUGAGGCGCUUGUCCAACAACGAGUCCAGGAGGAACUGGAGAGGAGAAAGGAUGAGAUAGAGGCUGAAGUUAAAAGAAGAGUGGAAGAAGCAAGCAAGAAAAUGGAAGCGGAGUUAAUGGCCGAACUGGAGCGACGGCGGCAGGAGCAGCUGGAACGAGAGAAGCAGCGGGAGGAGGAUGAGCAGCGAAAGCGGAGAGAACUAGAGACCAUUAUGGCGGAAAACAACCGCAAAAUCGAAGAGGCGCAGAAAAAGCUGGCAGAGGAGCGGCUAGCAAUGGUCGAGCAGCAACGACGGAUGGACGAGGAACGCCGUCAGCUUGAGAAGGAGCAGGAACGCAGAGUCAAGGAUGAGCAGCGCAAAAUACUCGGCAAGAACAACAGUCGGCCCAAGUUGUCCUUCACACUGAAGCAAUCGUAGCCUCCUUAUGGACAUUAUCAACGUUAUUUUAUGUGUCACUUUUCCACGCUCUUUAAGUGGUUUGCGCCAAAUCGUUUGCGGCUUUUGGGUUGCCAGCAUCAUGGAUGAAGCAAUAGAAGGACGCAAGAAAUUUUGUUUAGGGUUCUGAAUUUGGGUAACAUGGCUUGCUGGGUUUCUUCGAUUGAAACAAGUGCUGCUUUUUGAGAGCAAGAAUGGUAACCUCUAUUAUUUGCGACAAAGUUAUUUCUGACGCUUAGCUUCAGUGGCUAAAAUGGUUUAAAAUUUGCAACCCUAAAAUAAACCGAUAGGACUUUUUAUUUAAAAGACUUUCAUUAACUCUUCUUGUGUCAAGUUUAAAUGUAAUCGUCAUUUGCUUGCUGCAAAUUGUUGGUUAUCCUCACUCAAACGAAAUAUUGUAAGUGUGAUUUUCACUUUUUGUACAUAAAGUGAGAUUAUUUGUGUUUCAUCAGUAGGAAUUCAGUUAGUGAAUAAUGUUGUUUUUACUGAUCCGGACCUCCCUCAUGCGCCCCAAAAUCGUGUACGCGUAUUUUUGAGUAGUAAAUGACGUAACUGUAACUUCCUUGUUCAUUUUAUUGUAUAAUAGACUGCGCCCUUUUAAAUGCACAUCUGUGCGGGUCUCGAUUUAUUUUUCUUGUCCCUCAUACUAUAAAGGAUGAAUUAAAAGUAACCUUUGAUAUGCGACUGCAUUUUAUUAGUAACUAGUGAAAAUCGGCCACCGUCACAAAUAGUUCAAUGAACCUACUUGAUUAAGAUAUGGUACUGGAUCAAAAUCUGGAAUCUGAAUUGCUCCAAAGUGAAAUAAAUGAGUCACUCAGCA